UUUAGAGGAGUACAGAAGUCCACUUUUUGGGUAACCAAGGGAGGACCCCUUCCAUUUUCCUUUGACAUACUUUCGUCAGUCUUCAAAUAUGGAAACAGAUGCUUUACUAAGUAUCCUGCCGACAUGCAUGACUAUUUCAAACAAGCAUUUCCUGCUGGAAUGUCAUUUGAAAGGACAUUUACAUUUGAGGAUGGAGGAGUUGCUACAGCCAGUGGACACAUUUGGUAUAAAAGUGAUGAUUAGUCUCGGAUUGACACAAUACUCUCUAAAAUUAAUCUUCAAGGUCAUUUUUUACACGGAGAAGGGAGCGCCCUUUUUGAAAGUGUAACUUAGUUGUGAUUCUCCCGAGAACGCUUCUUGUCUAGCUACAGGGGAACAAAUGUACACAAAAAGCAUAGUGACCAGAGAAUAUGAAGAAUAUGCUAAAUUUUGAAAUAGGCAUCUGUGAGAAAAUGGAUUAAGUUUGAAAAACGUCGUAGCAUAAUUCCACAGAGUACAUUGCACUCUAGGUAUGUGACACAGUUACAAGAGUAAUUUUACAUAUUUUAAUUGAUAUCUCAAAUUUUCUUAAUCAUACAGUCUUGAGGGAAAUUGGUUUAAGCACACAUCCAUGUUUCAUGGCGUUAACUUUCCCGCUAACGGACCCAUAAUGCAAAAGAGGACAAUUGGCUGGGACCCUUCCUUUGAAAAAAUGACCGUCUCCAACAACAUAUUGAGAGGUGAUGUAACUAUGUUCCUACAACUCAAAGGGGGCGGUUAUCACAGUUGCCAGUUUCACACUUCUUACAAGUAAGUAUUCUGUCUCUGUAACAGCUCCAACGGUUGAAUAUCAUUCCUUUUGAGCAUCUGGAUCUCAUCUUCUGUGCUUUAAGGGAAUAAAAGCAACCGAAGAGAACGCUAAGAUGAAAAAGGCCUUGAGAAAACGGCUUAACACUAAUUUCCCUUGUCGUUAAAAUGUUUGGGAUCGAAUAAGAUUCUCCACAAGAUACUAAAAGUUAUCUAUUAUAAUAUCCUUUAAAACUUAGAACGUUCCCUUCCCUCUAUUUCUUAGUAAAAGAUGUUCAGGGAAAACAAUCAUUAUUAAUACGAGUAAUUGCUGAACUUCACUGUAAAAGCAAAGUUUAAAAGCAUUGAUGUUGAUAAAACAAGUAAAAAACCCAACGCUGAUAGGCGAGUAAAACACAUAUUUUGUAUUUUUAUAAGUAUUUUUUCCCUUUUGCACAGAACAAAGGAGCCGGUCACGCUGCCUCAGAACCACGUCGUAGAACAUCGCAUUACGAGGACCGACAUUGAAGACAAAAAGGUACGGCUGGAAGAAACUGCUGUGGCUCAUAUUAACCCUUUGUAA
Messenger RNA from Pocillopora meandrina, 1348 nucleotides. Lineage: Eukaryota; Metazoa; Cnidaria; Anthozoa; Scleractinia; Pocilloporidae. The record is from the annotation of a GenBank genome assembly.